Messenger RNA from Osmerus eperlanus (European smelt), 3625 nucleotides. It is a transcript of the gene raf1a, whose product is annotated as Raf-1 proto-oncogene, serine/threonine kinase a. The transcript has 18 exons. Gene Ontology annotation, biological process: Ras protein signal transduction; protein phosphorylation. Gene Ontology annotation, molecular function: protein kinase activity; ATP binding. Gene Ontology annotation, cellular component: cytoplasm. Bases 484 to 2517 code for a protein of 677 amino acids. The record is from RefSeq and is a predicted model, not a curated record. NCBI's taxonomy places the organism in Eukaryota, Metazoa, Chordata, Actinopteri, Osmeriformes, Osmeridae.
UGUGACUGCGAGGUCCUGUUUCAAUCACUGGCGUCAGACAGGCGCACGGCAAGAACUCAAGCCCUUUCACCUUCUCUGUGCAUAUCGUAAAUAUUGAUUGGAAUGCGACCAGAAUUUUUGCACUUUUAAUUCUUGACCACAACAACGUAAUCUGCGUGUGUACUUCACAUACUCGGGACUUUGGGAACGUCCAUCGCUAUGCCUGUAUUACUUUUCCCGUUCGGAUCAAAUGAAAGACACUGAAAUGGAAUGUUAAUUAUUCUCAUUUGAGUUUCACGCCAUAUAAUAAUUUUUGCACUGGAAUGGUGCGAUACGUGGAUCUAUAUACCGUUCCAUAGCUUCACACAUUUUGCUUUGAUCAUAUAUAGUUUUUUUUCUGAAUGUGUUGCAAAUAUGAUGUCAUCGGCUUCACUUUUCCUCAAGUUAUGGCGGAGCUGAGGUUUUCUAACUUUCUUUGACCAGUGAGAGCACUUGCCUUUGCUAAUGGAGAACCUCCAGGGAGCGUGGAAGAGCCUGAACAACGGCUUUGGCCUUAAGGACUCCGUGUUUGAAGGGCCCUGCCUCUCUCCCACCAUGGUCCAGGGAUUCCCGUACCAGCGGCGCUCCUCAGACGAUAGCAAGGCGCCCGACUCCAAGGCGAGCAGCACCAUCCGAGUCUACCUCCCCAACCAGCAGCGCACUGUGGUCAACGUGCGAGCAGGUAUGACCCUGCACAGCUGCUUGAUCAAAGCCCUUAAGGUUCGGGGGCUGCAGCCAGAGUGCUGUGCUGUCUUCAGACUGCACCAUGGACAAAGGAGUAAAAAGUUGCGAAUGGAUUGGAACACUGAUUCUACCUCACUGAUUGGGGAAGAACUGCUGGUGGAGGUUUUAGAUCACGUACCACUGACAACGCACAAUUUUGUUCGGAAAACAUUUCUGAAGUUGGCCUUCUGCGAUAUUUGCCAGAAGUUCCUGCUGAACGGUUUCCGCUGCCAAACAUGCGGCUACAAAUUCCAUGAGCAUUGCAGCACCAAAGUGCCCACAAUGUGCGUGGACUGGAGCAACAUCAGACAACUCUUGUUAUUCCCAACACCGGGUGAAAGUGGUGGUCCCUCCCUUCCUCCCUUGACAUCCAGGAGAAUGAGAGAGUCCCUGUCCCGCCCCCCUAGCAGUUCCUUGCACCGCUACUCCACCCCUCACGCCAUCAACUACACCACGGCCUAUCCCCCUACAGUGGGCGCUCUGUCCCAGAGGCAGCGCUCCACCUCCACGCCCAACGUCCACAUGGUCAGCACCACCCUGCCCAUCGACAGCAGCAUGAUCGAGCUAGCCUGCCUGAAUGCCUCCCCUAGCUCCUGGUGCCGGAGGUUUUGGCUGAAGAGGAGAGUAGGUAUUGUCCGCUUCUCCAACUCUUUAGACGUGCCGUCAGAGAGCCCAGACCAGGAUGCAAUGCGUGGGCCUGACUCGGCAGCGAGCUCCCCUAGCCAGAGUCCCACAGAGUGGUCCCAGUCCCAGCCCAAAGCCCCUGCGCCCACCCAGCGAGAGAGGGCUCCGUCCUUCAACUCUCAGGAGAAGAACAAAAUUAGACCAAGGGACAAGCGAGACUCCAGCUACUAUUGGGAGAUUGAAGCCUCUGAGGUAGUUCUGCACUCUCGCAUUGGCUCAGGCUCUUUUGGAACCGUAUACAAAGGGAAAUGGCACGGGGAUGUGGCCGUGAAGAUCCUAAAAGUGGUUGACCCCACACCAGAGCAGUUCCAGGCCUUCAGGAACGAGGUGGCUGUCCUGAGGAAGACACGACAUGUCAACAUCCUGUUGUUCAUGGGCUACAUGACGAAAGACAACCUGGCUAUCGUGACCCAAUGGUGUGAUGGGAGCAGCCUCUACAAGCACCUGCACGUUCAGGAGACCAACCUCCAGAUGUUCCAGCUCAUUGACAUUGCCAGGCAGACAGCUCAGGGCAUGGACUAUUUGCAUGCCAAGAACAUCAUCCACCGUGACAUGAAGUCAAACAAUAUCUUCUUACAUGAAGGCCUGACGGUGAAGAUCGGAGACUUUGGUCUGGCCACGGUCAAAGCCAGGUGGAGCGGCUCUCAUCAGGUGGAGCAGCCCUCCGGAUCCAUCCUGUGGAUGGCUCCUGAAGUGAUAAGGAUGCAGGACAACAACCCGUACAGCUUCCAGUCUGACGUCUACUCCUAUGGCGUUGUGCUGUACGAGCUGAUGACGGGAGAGCUGCCCUACUCCCAGAUAGCCAACAGAGACCAGAUCAUCUUCAUGGUGGGUCGUGGCUACCUGUCUCCAGACCUCAGUAAGCUCUACAAGAGCUGCCCUAAGGCCAUGAAGAGGCUGGUGGCUGACUGCAUUAAGAAGAUCAAGGAUGAGAGGCCACUUUUUCCCCAGAUCCUGUCAUCCAUUGAGCUGCUGCAGCACUCGCUUCCUAAAAUAAACCGAAGUGCCUCUGAGCCCUCGCUGCACAGAGCCUCUCACACGGAGGACAUCAACGCCUGCACUCUGACCUCCAGCCGACUGCCUGUCUUCUAGCCCAGCUAGCACUGCCUCUGGCCACCAUCAGGCUGCCUGUCUUUUAGCACAACAAGCACUGCCGCCUGCCUCUUUUGCCUCUUGCCUCUGAUAAGACUGCCUUUAGUCUACCACAGAAAGCACUGUGUCUGGCCUUUCCUGCCCCCAGGCAUCCAUGUAGCCACUAUGUAAGGAGAGAGGAAUGGGGUGUUUUGACUUUGUGGAAAGAGGCAGUGUAUGUUUCUGAUCACUGACUGAUCUGCACCAGUGGAAGAUUGAUGUAAAACAUAAGAGUCAUGCAAACCAACUCGUGGAACAGUGUAGAGAUGAAUUCACGUGAUGAUGUACUACAGAGCCCUUGCACUCUCCAUUGCUAUUAUGCGUGCAAUGGUCAGAAUGGCAAUAAUGUGGUUUAUCAAAUAUGUAAAUAUUGAGCAAGCAAAGCUACCUAGAGACAGAGAAGCAGGGUCAUUGAAGGAAUCUCAAGAGAGAAGUGACUCUUCAGUUGGAAAGCACACCCUUCUUUCUGUUUGACUGCCCUCGGUUCUUAUGAAGAGGACUGCCGUAGCUUAUCGUACCUGCUUGAAGGAACAAGCCUACAAUCCUGCACAACUACACCUCCCAGGAUUAUAAACAAACGAUGCAGUCCAUUUCUUGCACAGGAGUAUUUGAUUUUACAUUUUCCAUUGUCUUAAUCAGAACCGUGUAAAUAUUUAAAAUUAUUAUCAUCGUCUUCAUAUCAAUGUCAUUGCUUGUUUUCCUAUUUUCUCAAGUCUGGAAAUGAAGUACAUAUAGUCAGCAGAAGGCAAGCAUGAGUGAUUGAGGGAAAAUGUUUUAAUUUGCACAUUUUAACAAAAGCGAUGGCUGUGUUUCUUCAGUCCAUUAAAUUGGUUCAUGGCUUGUAGUCAGAUCAGUAGCUAAUGAACACACAGUUUGAUCAGUGUGUGUUAUGAGCGGGCCAUCGUGAGCUGGAUAUUGGGCAGUUGUCUUUAAUAUUUAAGAAUGAUUUGAAAUCUAAUUUGUCUGCCACGUCUUUUUUUCUGGAGGUUAAACAUUUUAUUGAAAACUUGAAUGUCAUUUGUUCUCUAUUGUUUUAAUAAAGUUAAGUUAAACUGAUGCAUAACUGUCA